AUGGGCAUCGCGUGGUCGCGCUGGCUCGACGUGCUGCACGGCGGCGAGUCGGAGGGCGUGCCGCCGCCCGUGCCGGCGAUGGUGCAGCGCGCGUACGACCAGUACGCGGACGACAACGGCGUGAUGACGAGCAAGGCGCUGCUCAAGUUCUUCCAGGAGUUCCAGCAGGACAAGGGCGUGCUGCACGGCCCCAUGGCGAACCUGCUGCUCUCCUUCCCCUCGUCCAGCGCCAAGCCCGCGGACGGCAUCCCCCAGGUGCACCGCAGCCGCUCGCACCGCGCGCAGCCGCAGGGGCACCGGCACUCGCGCACGCUGACGCGCUACUCGCUGACGCUGGGCGGCAGCCGGCUCAAGGCGCAGGCGGAGCCGAACGCGGACCAGUUCCUGCACGUGCUGCUCGCCCCGCUGCUCACGCCCGCCCUCACCGCCCGGGUGAGUGCGGACAUGCGGUUACCGCUGUCGCACUACUACAUAUACACGGGGCACAACUCGUACCUGAAGGGCAACCAGCUGACGAGCGACAGCUCCGUGAAGCCCAUCGUGAAGGCGCUGCGGCGUGGCGUGCGCGUCAUCGAGCUCGACCUCUGGCCCUCCAGUGACAAGUCGGAGAUCCUCGUCAUGCACGGCGGCACGCUGACGCGGCCGGUGGGGUUUACGGAGUGCAUAAGGGCGAUAAAGGAGCAUGCAUUCACGGUGUCGGACUACCCCGUCAUUAUCACCCUCGAAGACCACCUCCCGCCCCCCCUGCAGGCCAUGGCUGCUCAGGCGAUGUGUGAGGUGCUGGGCGACAUGCUGUACAUCCCCGAGGACGAGUCCCCCCAGGGCGACUUCCCCUCGCCCUACGCGCUGCGGCGCCGCAUCCUCGUGUCCACGCAGCCGCCCAAGGGGCCCAAGGAGCUCUCCACUGUCGUCGCCCCCGCCCCUGGGGGAUCCUUCCGGGAGCCUGCGGGGGCUGAAGCAUGCUCGCCCCGUUGCAUGUCCCCACGUGGUCGUGAUGCUGAUGUGGCACAUGUUGACUCGCCCACCGAUGUGGCACGUGCUUCCUCAUCUGCUGAUGUGGCACGUCCUUCCUCAUCUGCUGAGGUGUUAUGCGCUUCUUCAUCGGAUGAUGUGGCAAGCGGUCGUGUUGUUAAUGGUGUGCUUCGCACUCUACCCGCUGCUGACGUGGCAUGCAACUCCCACGGUGCUGAGCUGGCACGGGGCCAGGCGGACUGGCUAUCAUUCAGAGACCUGGCAGAGGGGUCAUCAUCUGCAACGCUGCCUUCUGGUGCCCCUGCUGCUGCUGCUGCUGCGCCCCCGCACUCACAUCCCCUACCAUCCUCACAUGCACCUGCUAGCGACAGCCAGCUGUCUGGCAUAGAGGAGGUGACGGAUGAUCCAGGGGGAAGGGCAGGAGGAGGUGCGGGGGAAGCGGGGGAGGGCAUUUCCGCGGAGGCAGGAGCAGCACAAGGGGGGAGCGGGCGGACGCGGGGGGGCAGGGAGUCCUUUUCCUUCCCGGUGGCAGCGGAGGGGGGCGAGGAUGGGGGAGAUGACCCUACAGUGGCGCUGGGGGCGGCGCUGAGCAUGGGGAACAGACAACGCGUCAGCAGAGGCAGCCCUGUGGGGGUGUCAGGAGGGUUUUCUCGGCGCAGCAGAGGGAGUGUGUCUCGAGGCAGUGGCAGUGGGGUGGGGUGGGGCAGCAUGGGGCACAGCAUGGGGCACAGCAUGGGGCACAGCAUGGGGCACAGCAUGGGGCAGUGGUCGGGGCGGUCGUUGCAGCUGCAGCAGGUGGACGAGACUCACCUCCACCAGGUGGAGGUGCAGUGGACGCAGGAGGACGCGGCGGAGGAGGCGGCAGACGACGCGCUGACAGCCAAGGUGCCGCAGUACCGCCGCCUCAUCUCCAUUCCGGGCGGCAAGCUCAAGGGCGGCAGCGUGGAGGAGGGGCUGAGCGCGGGGCAGGGCGAGGGGGUGCGCCGCAUCUCCCUGUCCGAGACACAGCUCGCCACCGCUGCCCGCUCGUCGCCCCACCUGCUGGUCAGAUUCACGCAGCGCCAUCUGCUGCGCAUCUACCCGUUUGGCCUGAGAGUGACGUCGUCCAACUACAACCCCAUGCAGGCGUGGCUGCAUGGGGCGCAGAUGGUGGCGAUGAACAUGCAGGGGUACGGCCGCCCGCUGUGGCUCGUGCACGGCUUCUUCCGCGCCAACGGUGCCUGCGGCUACGUCAAAGUGCUGGGCCUUUCAUCGUCCUGCUACCCAUUCUUUGACUAUCUGUUUGAAAAGAAUCUGUAUCAGGACGACUUCGGAGGGCAGGUGGUGCUGCCAGUGAUGGGCCUGAGGCCUGGCUUCCGCUGUGUGCCGCUGUACGACCGCAAGGGCCGGCCCAUGGCGGGGGAGCAAGGCGAUGAGGCAGAGGGGCCCAGGCUGCUGUGUCAGUUUGAGCUGCUGAAACCAGGGGAGGAGAAGGAACCACAGGAUAAAGCGAACCCGAGUGCACAUGGAAGGAAGGUCCAUGCAUUGUCCUCCAGGCGUCGAGGGAGACAUCUCUCGUUUGCCUCGCUUCUGAGCCCCGGCAUCGCUGCUCCGCUGGAGAAGCGAGCACCGCCUCAACGCCGGGCUCUGGCAGUGAAAGCCGCUGCUGCCGCAGAUGGCGCUGCUGCGGAUGGCGCGGGUGCGGGAGCGGGCGAGGCAGCAGCCCCUCGAGUGGGCGCGGUGCUGUUCGACAUGGACGGCGUGCUGUGCGACAGCGAGGACCCCUCGCGCGAAGCCGCUGUAGCUCUGUUUGCGGAGAUGGGCGUGGCUGUGACGGCUCAAGACUUCGUCCCGUUCAUGGGAACAGGGGAAGCCAACUUCCUGGGCGGUGUGGCGCGGGUGUAUGGAGUGGAAGGGUUUGAUGCGGACAAGGCCAAGAAGAGAUUCUUUGAGAUCUACAUUGACCGGUUCGCUCGGCCCAACUCGGGCAUUGGCUUCCCCGGUGCGCUCAAGCUAGUGGAGCAGUGCCGCGCGGCAGGGCUGAGGACAGCUGUGGCGUCCAGUGCGGAUCGAGUGAAGGUGGACGCCAACCUCGCAGCUGCAGGCAUCCCGCAAGACAGGUUCGAUGCCAUCGUAUCAGCGGACAAGUUUGAGCGCCUCAAGCCGGCGCCUGACAUCUUUUUUGCUGCUGCCAAGGAGCUGGGCGUCCCCACGCACCAGUGUGUGGUGAUUGAAGAUGCCCUUGCGGGCGUGCAGGCAGCUACAGCUGCUGGCAUGAGGUCCAUAGCCGUGACCACCACCCUGUCAGCCGCCAGCCUUGCCGCUGGCCGCCCUGCUCUCAUUCGCCGAGACAUCGCUGACAUCAGCGUGGCUGCCAUCACCUCUCUGCGCUACCCCGAAGAUGAAGACGACGGCUCAUCUGGCGCUGCUGCCACGGCUGCCACAGCUGAUGCAGCAUCAUUGUCUCCGCCUGCUGCAUCAGGGGAGAGCAAGGGGCUGUGGGCGUCCAUAGAUGAGCCGCUUCCCUUGCCAGGCGGCAUGAGGGUGACGCGGCGGGACGCCAUGCGCUACACCAGCCUGGCCAUGGGGCUCGCCACCACCGCCUUCACUCUCGACAACCUCAAGGCCUUCUCCUACGCGUCCCCCAAGGCGCUGCUCAACAUGCUCACGGGCACGGCCGUGCCUCCAGCCAAUGCGGCGGGGCCACGUGGGCUCGUGAAGUACAUCCAGCAGCUGGACCGCAGUGGUGCGGCUGACGUGGUGCCGGACUUUGAGCCGCGCCUGCAGUGGCUCAACAGCGCCCCCCUCUCCUUCGACCGGGAGCUGCACGGCAAGGUGGUGCUGCUGGACUUCUGGACGUACUGCUGCAUCAACUGCAUGCACGUCCUGCCAGACCUCGCCGCCCUUGAAAAGAAAUACGAGGGCCAGCCGGUGGUCGUGGUGGGGGUGCACUCGGCCAAGUUUGACAACGAGAAGGACCUUCAGGCCAUCCGCAACGCCGUGCUCAGAUAUGACGUCGCCCACCCGGUGGUGAACGAUGGGGACAUGCUCAUGUGGCGGGCGCUGGGAGUGUCAUCGUGGCCCACACUGGCCCUGGUGGCGCCCACAGGGCGGCUCAUCGCCAUGGUGCCGGGGGAGGGCAACAGGCAGCUGUUUGACGACCUCAUAGCGGCCUCGCUCGAGUACUACGGUGCCAAGGGCGCUCUCAGCGAUGCGCCCAUCCCGCUGGCGCUGGAGCGCAGCCGGGACCAGCGCGUGGUGGCGUCGCCGCUGCGCUUCCCCGGCAAGGUGGCGUCGGACCUGGCCAACGGGCGCCUCUUCAUCUCCGACUCCAACCACCACCGCAUCGUGGUGACGGACCUGCAAGGGAACUUCCUGGCGCAGAUAGGAGGGGCGGGCGAUGGGCUGCUGGAUGGCUCGUUCGAAACGGCUCAGUUCAACAGGCCUCAGGGCGUGGCAUAUGAUCCUUCUCGGAACCUUCUGUUUGUGGCGGACACAGAGAAUCAUGCGUUGCGGCAAGUGGACCUGGUGAGCGAGAAAGUGACCACGGUGGCAGGGGAUGGGCGCAAGGGGCAGGACUACAAGGGCGGGGCCAGGGGCAGAGAGCAGCCAUUGAACUCGCCGUGGGACGUGGAGCUCACGGGGGACAGGGCGGCAGUGAUGGUGGCCAUGGCGGGGCAGCAUCAGAUCUGGCGGUUUGACCUCGACACGGGGCGAUGCGUGGUGUUCAGCGGGUCGGGCUACGAGCGGAACCAGAACGGCCGAAUGGGCUCUGACACGGCGUAUGCGCAGCCGUCGGGGCUGUCCCUGGCCCCAGGCGGCAGGGAGAUGUACGUGGCGGACAGUGAGAGCAGUGCGCUGAGAGCACUCAACCUGCAGACAGGGGGCUCCAGACUCAUCGCUGGGGGCGACGCCAACUUUGCUGAGAACCUCUUCAAGUUUGGUGACCGUGAUGGCUCUGCAUCCAGAGCUCUCCUGCAGCAUCCACUUGGCGCGCUCUCAUUGGACGAUGGCACGGUGCUUGUUGCUGACUCAUACAACCACAAGAUCAAGCUGGUGGAUCCGGCUCGCGGCUCUGUUGUCACACUCGCAGGCACUGGCACAGCUGGUUUCAGAGACGGCCCGGGAUUACAGGCACAGCUCUCAGAGCCAGCAGGCCUGGCACAUGGUCCAGAUGGUACGGUACUCAUUGCCGACACCAACAACAGCCUUAUUCGCUGCCUGCAUCUCCCAUCCGCCUCCUCCCCCACCGCCCUGCUCUCCACUCUCGACCUCUCCUCCCUCCCCCCUCCUCCCGCCGCCUCCUCCUCGACUCAGCGGCGGCGCCUGCGAAGGCGGCAGAGGGCGGACGAGCAGGUGGUGGAGGUGGCGCCAGUGGCAGCCGCCAGGGGCACACUGCAGCUUGCGCUCUCCAUCCCGGCCGACUACCACUUCACUGCUGGUGCCACGAGCAAGUUCAGUGUGGAGCUGCCAGAAGCAGGGAGUGCAGUGACAGUCUCACAGCAGGCCGGUGACCUCACUCUUUCCGGGUCGCUCGCCCUCGCCUCACUGGAUUUCACUCAGGAAGAAGCGGUUGACAAUGGCGGGAGCUCAGUGGUGCAGGUCCACUGCAAGGUGUACUACUGCCAGCAGGACGACCUGUGUCUGUACAAGGCUGUCAACUUCAAGGUCCCGUUCACACCGACUGCAGCAGGUGAAGCACAGGACGUGCAGCUGUCAUUUGACAUCACCCCUGCCCCUGCAGGCAAGGCUCUGCUGCCAACAGCAUGA
Messenger RNA from Closterium sp. Yama58-4, 5721 nucleotides. Lineage: Eukaryota; Viridiplantae; Streptophyta; Zygnematophyceae; Desmidiales; Closteriaceae. The record is from the annotation of a GenBank genome assembly.